GGUGCACAUGUGGUGUUUGAGUGUGGGGUGAAACUCGGAUUGCUGCAUACUAUGUAAACCCAAACCAGCGCUUAUCCGAUUUCGUAUCCAACCGCGGGGUUUUCAUUUGUUGUACUAUGUAAGUCUUUAACAAAUUUUGAGAAUGGUGGCGGCUUAACAAAAAGAGUCAUUUCUUUCAUUAUUUCCCUCCAACUUGCAAAGAAUCCAACGCUAUAUACCUAGGGACCUACCAAAUAAUAAAACGCUUCCACGAUGGCCGACGAGGAAAUUGCAGUUUACGAUGAGGUCGAGAUAGAAGACAUGACCUUCGACGAGACGCUACAGAUCUACCACUAUCCUUGCCCGUGUGGCGAUCGAUUCGAGAUUUCACUUAUGGACCUCCAAGACGAGGAGACAGAUAUUGCUGUUUGUCCCAGCUGUAGUCUGAUGAUUCGAGUUAUCUAUGAUCUGGAUAACCUACCAAAGCCCGACUCUGACCCUCCGGCUCCCCCUAGCACUGAAAAUCAAGUACCUCUUACUGCGUGAACAUUCGCUCUGUGAAGGGCAGAUGCGUGAUAUAAUACAGAUAAUACACAACGAGCGCGAGAAUGACAAAUCGCCGAGCCGUGGAGGACUAAUGGUAGCGUCGUGGAAUGAUAUCUUGUGAUGUCAAACUGCUCGGGAGGGGUAUGCGAUAUACGGGAAAGACGAAAUACAAUACCGCUACAUUUUGCAAGCCAGGUAUCUAAGCCAGGUAUCUGUCAACACAGAUAAGACGUGUUAGCUUCGCUUGAAACCCCAAUACCCCCAAGAAACGAUCACGUUAUGGCACAUGCAGCAUGUGCAAAAUCAGCGAAGGUCUGUUGGAACCAUGGGUUAGGUACGCGGCGGCAAAGUGCAGCUUAAGAUCGGGGUACCGCAUAUUCAGUAUGCAAGAAGUGCGAUCGCAGAUGAUCAACCUGCUAGGCCAGAUCAAAUUCAAUGCGGAAAUAUUAUUAUUAAUAUUA
Molecule: messenger RNA, 986 nt
Organism: Daldinia caldariorum
Lineage: Eukaryota; Fungi; Ascomycota; Sordariomycetes; Xylariales; Hypoxylaceae
Product: zf-CSL-domain-containing protein
Exons: 2
Coding region: 253-525 (90 amino acids)
Biological process (GO): protein histidyl modification to diphthamide
Molecular function (GO): metal ion binding
Source: RefSeq, a predicted model, not a curated record